GCGGAGCUCUCCGCCACAUCUUACAGAAACUUCAAACUCUACUCUCUAAAGGGCAGCAAUGACAGUUCCACCUUGUCCACUCAAACAUUUAUCUCCGAUAAGCAUAAGACUCUGUAUGCGGCUGAUCCUGACUCCGCUGAGAGCUAUGAGAACUUGCUUGACUCCCCAAUGGAAGAAAUUGCAAAACCAUCUAGCUCUGGCAUUUCUGGAAAUUCAACUAAUCCACAAGAUUACUUUGAGAGUCAAAGCCCCGAUGCAGAUAGCUUUGAUGAAGAUAAGAUGAGACUGAAGCUUCAAGAAUUGGAGCGAGCACUUCUUGAGGACAAUGAUGAUGAAAAUGAUGAGGAAAUAAACUGCAGUAGUCAAAGCAUGGAAGUGGAUGGUGAAUGGACCGAUCCAAUCCAGAAUGAAUUGCUCCAUGACUCACCCAAGGAGUCUUCAUCAUCUGAGUCUAAUGUGAGCAGCAUCAGCAGCAACAAAGAAAUAACACAAGCUUCUCCUCAGACACCCAAGCAGCUGCUUUACAACUGUGCUGGUGCACUUUCAGAGGGCAACAUCAAAGGAGCAUCAACAAUGAUAAGUGAGCUCCGGCAGAUGGUCUCGAUUCAAGGAGAUCCUGCUCAGAGGAUUGCAGCUUACAUGGUAGAAGGCCUCGCAGCUCGCGUGGCUUCGUCAGGAAAAAUUAUUUACAGAUCUUUGAAAUGCAAGGAACCCCCAUCCUCUUAUCGCCUUGCAGCCAUGCAAGUCCUUUUUGAGGUGUGCCCUUGCUUCAAAUUUGGCUUUAUGGCUGCAAAUGGAGCCAUUAUAGAAGCAUGUAAAGAUGAAAAAAAAGUUCACAUAAUAGAUUUCGACAUAAGCCAGGGGAAUCAAUACAUAACACUCAUACAAACACUUGCUAAUCGGCUAGGUAAGCCACCACACUUGAGGUUAACAGGGGUUGAUGAUCCUGAGUCUGUUCAACGUCCUGUUGGGGGCCUUAACAUCAUUGGACAAAGGCUCGAGAAGCUUGCCGAAGCACUUAAAGUUCCAUUUGAGUUUCAAGCAGUGGCCUCGAGGACUUCAAUCGUCAAUACCUCAAUGCUGGACUGCAGGCCCGGGGAAGCACUUUUGGUAAACUUUGCUUUUCAGCUUCACCACAUGCCUGAUGAAAGUGUUUCAACAGUAAACCAGAGGGACCAGCUUCUUCGGAUGGUCAAGAGCUUGAGGCCAAAACUCGUUACAGUUGUAGAACAAGAUGUGAACACCAAUACUACCCCCUUUUUCCCAAGAUUUAUUGAAGCCUACAAUUACUACUCUGCUGUUUUUGAUUCCCUUGAUGCAGCUCUCCCAAGAGAGAGUCAGGAUAGGAUGAAUGUUGAAAGGCAGUGCCUGGCACGGGACAUAGUGAACAUUGUUGCAUGCGAAGGAGAGGAAAGAAUAGAGCGUUAUGAGGUAGCUGGAAAGUGGAGGGCUAGGAUGACCAUGGCAGGAUUUACUUCAUGUCCUAUGAGCACAAGUAUAACUGAUUCAAUUCGGGAACUUAUCAGACAGUACUGUGACAGGUACAAGGUGAAGGAGGAGGCCGGUGCACUUCAUUUUGGAUGGGAAAACAAAAGUUUGAUUGUUGCUUCAGCAUGGAGGUGAUGAUGUUGAUGGAUAUGUAUCAUUUAGUUCCAAACUACUGUUAUGCUUUCAUUCAGUCUUGUACUUAUAGUUUUGUGUGAGAUCAAGACGUACACUGAUACAGGUAAUCGUAUUCGGAGUUAAUAAAUAAGGACCUAGGGAGCUGCUACGUAUCUAACACACUGAUAUAUGAUCUCUAUGCUUGUAAUAGAAUAACCUUUCUAUACUCUUCUCCGUCUUAUUAUUUUAUUGCUUUCUUUUUUGCUUGUAAGAAAAAUGAUAGUAUUAUCUUGACAUUUUGAGGCCUUUCAAAUUUAA
Prunus avium (sweet cherry) is the source of this 1920-nucleotide messenger RNA. Lineage: Eukaryota; Viridiplantae; Streptophyta; Magnoliopsida; Rosales; Rosaceae. The record is from RefSeq and is a predicted model, not a curated record.